This is a messenger RNA of Bombus huntii, 1956 nucleotides long. RefSeq lists its product as uncharacterized. The coding region runs from base 135 to 812 and encodes 225 amino acids. The record is from RefSeq and is a predicted model, not a curated record. Lineage: Eukaryota; Metazoa; Arthropoda; Insecta; Hymenoptera; Apidae. The transcript has 2 exons.
UAGAAGAAGAACAAAAACUGCCCGAUCUAGGUGAAGUCUCGGUUUAUAUACGUUUUGGUUUUAGGAUGUUGAGGGACUAGGUGUAGGUUAUGGUGUGGAGAAGUGUCCGAAGGUAGGGGGUCGAUGUCUUAUCUAUGAUGUGGACUAAGGUGUGUCAUAGCUUCAGUGUAGGUUAUGAUGAUAAGGUGGUGAUGUGUCCAAAGGAGUCCAAAGCUCGGGGUGGCUAUCUCAUGGUUGAGAUGAGAUUGAUGUCACACUCCCAUCGAUAUUUUAGUAAUGCGAAUCGCUCAAGCGGUGGUCUCGAGAAUGAUCUUUCGUUUCGUUUGUCCGCAACAUUAAAACCAUUAGCUGUUGUUGAAUAUAACGAAGGAAAGUGUGGUAUAGAUUAUUCCGACCAAAUGGUUUCUUAUGCCACCACAAUUAGAAAAGGAAUCAAAUGGUACAGAAAACUUGGCAUUCGAUUCUUUCUGGGAAUUUCUGUUGUAAACGCUUCGACGGUUUACAAAAUUGCAACAAGGAAAAAUAUAAAUAUUAGAAUAUUUAGACAAUUAUUAGUUGCAAAAUUAUUAGGGUUGUCUGAAAAUACAAAAAGUCCUUGUCUUCGACGGAGUCGGCAUAAUAUCGCCGUUCGGAAAAACGAUUCCGGAAGAAGCAUUAGACGCGCAUGCAAACUAUGUUAUGCAAAUAAAAGACGUCGAAUGGACCGAACAAAGGCACAAAGGAAUUUGAAGAAAACAACAACUUAUUGUCCAAAUUGUCCCGACCAACCUCAGUUAUGUAUAGAAUGCUUUAAAGUUUUACAUUCUAAAUAAUUUUUUAAUAAACCAUUUUCGUAUUACUUUUAUAACAAUUCAACUAUUAUUACAAUUAAUUGUUAAUUAACAAUUUAUUAUUAUGGAAUAUCUUUUCAAAUAGCUACGACGAUCCUUCGCAAGUAGUCAAAUAAGCGACACCCGAAUAUGGGUUGCGUGGCCUGACCAGAAACUUUACUGACACCCGAAUACGGGUCAACGUGUUAAACCAACGUGGCGGUCAACGUGUUAAACCAACUGAAUAGUUUACAUUCAUCUGUUUUCGAGACGCCGCGCAAACACAUACCUCCACACACUGAUACCCACAUAUACGUAUCUCUACUACAUAUUUAACCCAGUCCAGCACAAAAAAUUAUACAUAUCUCAACAUCUAUCUCCGACAAAUAUUGGUAAAUAAUAAUUAUACAACCUUUGGGAUGCUUCUUAUGCAUGAAGCUUAACACACUUGAGUGGCUUUUCGUACAAUCAAUCUCGUUGCAUUUUAUGCCACCUACUGAUCAGGCUGGCAGCGGAAACGGUCGGCACAUCAAACAUAAAAAGAAGAUUAAAAAGGAAACACCCAACAGAUCUCACAAAGGACAUAACCUAACAAACACGUACUAUCUGAGAUAAUUAAAGAAAUAAAUCAAUCAAAUUCGAAGAUGGUAUCCCACUGGGGGUAGCCAUCCACAUGUUAUAAUACUAUACCACUAAGCUAUAACAUUUUACCAGAUGUCCUAUUGGACAAAUUGUAAAAAGUAAAUAAAUAAAUAAAAAAAAAAACCUACUGAUCGGUGAGGAAACGAUACUUAAGGUGAAAAUUACAAAGGGUGGCCUAGUGUAAGUAUUUUUGUCUUAAGGCUGAUGAUGAAAUUUUCGGAAAGUUGGGAAUUUUUUUCAUAUUGUUAUAUAUACACCCAACAGAUCUCACAAAGGAUAUAACCUAACAAACACGAAGAUGGUACCCCGCUGGGGGUAGCCACCCACAUGAUAAUCAAAAAACCAAAAAAUUUUACCAAAUGUCCAAAUCGGACAAAUUGUGAAUGUAAACAAUUAAAUGAAAAAAAAAUAUUGUUAUAUAUGUUAUCAAAGUUGAAUUUUAUUACAUAUUUCUAUUAUUACUGUGAAAAGUUAUAGAUUGCUUUCACAAGAUUAUAUUGUUUAU